AUGAAGUUUUUUGUUAUUAUUUUGUUUCAAUUGUCAAUUAAUGCAAAUCCUGUAGUUGUUCAUGAUCCGUUGAGGUUCAAUCAAGGUGGUCAUGCUGAUUCCUUUUCUUUUACAAGGGACACAAUGCAAAAUGGAACUGCUGAGGUAGCUGUCUACAAUUCCAAGGUUGUUAACAUUAUGCAAGAAGACAAUGAAGACGUCGGUUGGGUUGAAAAUAGAUCGAAAAAAUUGUCUGAUCCUCUAGUAAUGGCCAAUGUGAGUAUUGAGAAUGUGAAGAAGGACAUGCCUUCUUCUUCAAAAGCGAAGGUUGAAAAAACCCCUAAAAAAAGGGGUAGAAAAGUAUCAUCUCCAAUUUCUCGGCCUAGUCUACCCAAGUCUGUGAAAUACAAGAUAAAACAAAUUCCUAUCCACUCUUUGAGGUUUGGUUCGACCUACAACAUGAAUUUUGUAGAAGAUUUGAAUUUGUCCAUAGGGGUUAAGGGUGUUGAAUUAUUUAAGAAUACAAUUUUUGGUCCAUAUCUCAACAUCCCUAACUGCAAUUACCAAGGGCAAAUAGCAAAGUGUCUGCUACUACUUGAGCUGGAGCAGGAUGACAUAGAUGAGCUUCAUAUUCGUCAUGCAAGCGGGAAUAUUUUGCAUUUCACUAUCAAAGAAUUUGCAAUUAUUACUGGCCUGAAAUGCACAGGGAAUGUUGAUGAAUUUAGAUAUCCUAAUUCCACUCAUAGCAGGUUGAUUCAAAGAUACUUCCCUGAGUCAAAAGAUAGUGUAAACAAGGGUCGUUUAGUUCAAAGAUUUUUGAUGGGUGAAUGGGAGAACAAUCAGGAUGCCGUUGAAAUGGCAAUCCUAUAUUUCAUUCACACGUUUGUUUUUUCCCAACUCGGUGAUACAAAUAUACCUAUCCACCAUUUCUUUAUGGUUGAAGACGGAAGGUAUCAAAAAUAUCCAUGGGGACAAAUUGCAUUCUCAAAAUUGAUGAAAACAUUGAGACAAAAGUUCACCAAAGAAAAGAAGUUGUAUCGAUUAGCCGGGAUGCCAUAUUCUCUUAAUGUUUGGAUAUAUGAAUGUGCCUCUAUAAUCAGUGAUGAAAUUGCUGUCAAAGAGGGAAGUUAUAUACCGAGGAUAUGCAACUGGCGAGUUGUGGGGGUCAAGCCAAAAUUUGACAUGUUUAUGUCUAGCAUUUUCACUCAGAAUGCUUGCAAUGAUAUACAUCCAACAACGGAGGAAAUGUCAACACUUGAUUUGCCUGCUAAUGUUAAUACUUCUCCUUCUGAACCUCAUACUUCAGCUGCCAAGUCCAAGCAGGUUCAACCACAAGACCUUCUCGAAUUUGAGAACUUUUCUACUAAUCAUACGGAUCAAUUUUUAAGGAGAUCAAGACGCAUGUCUACUACAUCAUCUACACCCCCUCCAAAGAGGAGAAGGAAUGCUCAUCCAGCCAAACCAAAGGUUACUCAAGUUAACCAACCAGAACAAUUAGUUGUGCAAACAAAACAAAAAAUUCCAAUUCCAGAUUCAGGUGGUAAUUUAUUUGAUAUUCAUGGUCCUUCAUUUGAUCGUAAAGAAUCUUCUGAUAAAUCAGGUAUUAAACAAGUUAAGAAAUACCUGAAGAAAUACGUUGACAAAAAAUUUCAGCAUUUAAAGGAUUUAAUCAAAUUAAACCACAUCGAGUUGCUGAAUGUUGUUCGGAAUCCAGAUAAGCAAGAAGAAGAGAAUAUUGCUGGCACAUCUAUUCCAACUACCGUGUCAGGUUUUCAAGAAGACCAUCUUUCCCACCCACCUAGCACUGACCAGAUGUUUGAACAACGAAGUUCAUCGAUUGCGAUGGACUUUCCCAACAAUGAUCCAAUUGAGGUAGAUGUUGUGGAGGCUCAAGAACAAAAUCAUAUUCCCGAACAGAAUCAUGUAGAAGAUGUUGAUACAUGCAAGGAUAAAGAAGGCAUGAAUGAUGUAUCAGAUCUUCCACACACGACAAAUGUUCAUGAUAAAGCAAGUGUAUCUAAGAAUGAUAAUGAAUAUGAAGCAAUUGGAGGCUCCAAAAUAUCUCAACAAGAAAAUUUGGAUGAAGUACAACAUAAUGUCAUUAAAUCAGAUGCAGUUGUAGGAUCGAAUGAUAAAUCGGAUUCUACAACUUCGAAUUCAAUAUCAUCUGAUACUCAAGAAGCAGUAAAUGCACUCCUUUAUGGCCUUCGCGCUCCUAUGAAUGCUCAACCUCUGCAAACUGUCACUCCCCAACAGGUAACCGGUACCCAUGAUCUGAUAUCGGACAUCAUGUUACCCAUGUAUAUAAACAGGAAAUGA
Molecule: messenger RNA, 2298 nt
Organism: Solanum verrucosum
Lineage: Eukaryota; Viridiplantae; Streptophyta; Magnoliopsida; Solanales; Solanaceae
Exons: 10
Coding region: 1-2298 (765 amino acids)
Source: RefSeq, a predicted model, not a curated record